This is a messenger RNA of Pyricularia oryzae 70-15, 165 nucleotides long. RefSeq lists its product as uncharacterized. The transcript is spliced from 2 exons. The coding region runs from base 1 to 165 and encodes 54 amino acids. The record is from RefSeq and is a predicted model, not a curated record. Lineage: Eukaryota; Fungi; Ascomycota; Sordariomycetes; Magnaporthales; Pyriculariaceae.
AUGCAGGGGCUCAACCAAAGGAGCAAACAGAAAAAGCUUACCGCCCAACCCCCCGAAGGGAGGUGGACGGCUACGAAAACCCCGAAAAUCCGUGGUGAUGGAGGCGUAAACCAGUCAGCCACGCGCCCCGGGGAACGGGCGCUCCCCGGGGCUGGUAGCAUGUGA